CUCCUCCACACAAAAGAAGAAAGAAGUAAAGAAGCUCACAACUUUAUUUAACCUUUCUAGUGAGAAAAAAGAGAGACUGAGAGAGAGAGAAAGAUGGAAGGCAAAGAGGAAGACGUGAGAGUUGGAGCUAACAAGUUCCCUGAGAGGCAACCCAUCGGAACAUCAGCUCAGUCCGACAAGGACUACAAAGAGCCACCUCCUGCGCCUCUGUUCGAGCCCGGAGAGCUAAGCUCGUGGUCGUUCUGGAGAGCAGGAAUCGCCGAGUUCAUAGCCACUUUCCUCUUCCUUUACAUAACAGUGCUGACAGUGAUGGGAGUGAAGAGAGCACCAAACAUGUGUGCCUCUGUUGGAAUCCAAGGCAUAGCUUGGGCUUUUGGUGGCAUGAUCUUCGCUCUCGUCUACUGUACUGCUGGAAUUUCAGGUGGACACAUCAACCCUGCGGUUACGUUCGGUCUGUUCUUGGCUAGGAAGUUGUCUCUGACCAGAGCUGUUUUCUACAUGAUUAUGCAAUGUCUCGGUGCUAUCUGUGGCGCCGGAGUCGUCAAGGGUUUCCAGCCAACGCCGUAUGAAACUCUCGGUGGCGGUGCCAACACCGUCGCUCCCGGCUACUCCAAGGGAUCUGGUCUCGGUGCUGAAAUUAUUGGAACAUUUGUUCUCGUCUACACGGUCUUCUCCGCCACCGACGCCAAGAGAAGCGCCCGUGACUCACACGUCCCGAUUUUGGCACCACUCCCAAUCGGGUUUGCAGUGUUCCUGGUACACUUGGCGACAAUUCCGAUAACCGGAACCGGAAUCAACCCAGCUAGGAGUCUUGGAGCUGCCAUUAUCUACAACAAGGACCACUCCUGGGACAACCAUUGGAUUUUCUGGGUGGGACCAUUCAUUGGAGCAGCUCUAGCAGCACUCUAUCACACGAUUGUCAUCAGAGCCAUUCCUUUCAAGAGCAAGAACUGAACCAUGAUGAACUAGAGAAUUAUGUUUUUUAUUUACUCUUUAUGUAUCUUUGCUUAUCUAUCCAUCAUCUAGCUUUUGUUUUGCAGUGUACUACUUGCUACUCUAUAUUCAGUCUUUUAAAAAUAUAUUUGUGAUUUUUGUGAAUUUCUAGUGAGCUUGUUCUGUAAAAGCAUCACUGGUUUGCUCUGUGCUGUUUAAUUGUUAGUCCUCUCAGCUGAUC
Brassica oleracea var. oleracea is the source of this 1174-nucleotide messenger RNA. RefSeq names its product probable aquaporin PIP1-4. NCBI's taxonomy places the organism in Eukaryota, Viridiplantae, Streptophyta, Magnoliopsida, Brassicales, Brassicaceae. Gene Ontology annotation, molecular function: water channel activity. Gene Ontology annotation, cellular component: plasma membrane; plasmodesma; vacuole. The transcript is spliced from 4 exons. Bases 94 to 954 code for a protein of 286 amino acids. Gene Ontology annotation, biological process: response to water deprivation; transmembrane transport. The record is from RefSeq and is a predicted model, not a curated record.